AUGAGUUUCACAUCUGACGAAGUUAAUUAUCUCAUUUACCGAUAUUUAUCAGAAUCAGGAUUUGUUCAUUCAGCUUAUUUAUUUGGCCUUGAAAGUCACAUUGCUCAUACAUCAAUUAAUGGCAAUAUUGUACCACCAGGUGCGCUUCUUUCCCUUAUACAAAAGGGUCUCUAUUAUACCGAAGCUGAAUUAUCCAUUGGUGAUGAUGGACAAGAACGAACAUUCGAUAAUUUAAGUUUAAUCGAUGCUGUUGUACCGGAAAUUAUUGAAAAUCGUCGUAAAGAACUUCAGCAACAGCAGCAGCAACAACAACAACAACAAACUGCAUUAUUAUCCACCGGAACAUCUUUAAAAACCGAAGUAAAACCUUCAUCUCGGGCAACAACUGUUUCAUCGAAUGCUAACGAUAAAGAACGUUCGCCAACACAACAACCAACAAAUACAUCACCACAAUCAGCAAAUCCCACAAUAACUGAUCGAACGAAUAUUGAAUCAUCAGGAAUGAAUGGUGGAAUCAAUUAUCGAGAGCCGUCAGCAAUGGAACAAGGUUCAUCGUCUUUAAGACCGUUUAAUUCAGCAAUAACAGGACGUUCACAUUCGCCAGCAACAGCCCAGUCCCAUUAUUUACAUAAUCAUCCGCCAUCAUCCGCAUCUCAUUUGAAUACAGUUCAAUCAUCAGCAUCAGCUGGUAAUUUUUCUCAAAUGUCAAAUGGAAAUGAUAACAAUUCACACAUGUCCUAUAGCAACAGUAGUAAUCAUAUUGCUGUACCUAAACACGAACCUAUGGAUUAUGAAACCAGUAAUAGCGCCCAUCUUCAUCCAAAUUAUUCAAGAAAUCCGACACCGAAUUCAACAUCUGUACAAACUGGUUCAUCGAAUAGCCACAAUUUAAUGACAAACGGUACUGUCGAGAUACCAGCGAAUCGUGUAACUGUAUUGCGUGGUCACGAAUCUGAAGUAUUUAUAUGUGCAUGGAAUCCUACACACGAUUUAUUAGCAUCCGGUUCAGGAGAUUCUACGGCACGCAUUUGGAAUUUACAAGGUUCACGUGAGCCAGAAAUGAUUUUAAGGCAUUGUAUUCGACGUGGUGAUACACAAGUACCAAGUAAUAAAGAUGUGACAAGUUUAGAUUGGAAUCCAUCCGGUACACAACUAGCUACCGGCAGUUACGAUGGUUAUGCUCGAAUAUGGUCAUCCGAUGGCAAUUUAGCUAGUACACUUGGUCAACAUAAGGGUCCAAUAUUCGCCUUGAAAUGGAAUAAAAAAGGCAAUUAUAUUCUAUCCGCCGGUGUUGAUCGUACAACGAUUAUUUGGGAUGCGAAUUCUGGCCAUUGUGAGCAACAAUUUGCUUUUCAUACAGCACCCGCACUUGAUGUUGAUUGGCAAUCUGACAUCACAUUUGCAUCAUGUUCAACUGAUCAGAAAAUUUAUGUUUGCCGUCUGGGUGAAAUGCGACCUGUUAAAACAUUCCACGGACAUCAAAAUGAGGUCAAUGCAAUUAAAUGGGAUCCACAAGGCCGUUUACUUGCUUCAUGUUCAGAUGAUAUGACAUUAAAAAUUUGGGCGAUGACAAAAGAAACACCUGUUCACAAUCUACAAGCCCACAAUAAAGAAAUUUAUACCAUCAAAUGGAGUCCAACAGGACCCGGCACUAUGAAUCCAAAUGCAACAUUACUUCUUGCUAGUGCAUCCUUUGAUUCAACCGUACGUUUAUGGGAUGUUGAACGUGGUGUUUGUCAGAGUACACUUAUUAAACAUUCAGAACCGGUUUAUUCCGUUGCAUUUAGCCCUGAUGGUCGUUUAUUAGCAACAGGAUCAUUCGAUAAGGCUAUUUAUAUAUGGGAUAUAGCACGAGCUGAAAUAGUCCAUAGUUACCGUGGUACAGGUGGUAUUUUUGAAGUGUGUUGGAACAGUCGAGGCACACGUGUAGGUGCAAGUGCAUCCGACGGAACAGUGUGUGUACUCGACCUACGAAAAUAA
This is a messenger RNA of Rotaria socialis, 1980 nucleotides long. The record is from the annotation of a GenBank genome assembly. Lineage: Eukaryota; Metazoa; Rotifera; Eurotatoria; Philodinida; Philodinidae.